Molecule: messenger RNA, 679 nt
Organism: Lecanosticta acicola
Lineage: Eukaryota; Fungi; Ascomycota; Dothideomycetes; Mycosphaerellales; Mycosphaerellaceae
Source: the annotation of a GenBank genome assembly
AUGUCCGAAAACGUACCACCCACCUCAACCGCAGCAGCGAAUGCCUCCACCCCCACCGGAGGAGACCAACCCGGUCGACCAUACUAUGAAUCCCUCCGCUCCAAUCUACGCCAAACACUGGACAAGAAACGCAAACUGGACGAGCAGCUUGCCGCUCUCGAGGACAAUAUCUACAAAAUGGAAGGAGCAUAUCUCGAAGAAACAGCGAAUUCGGGGAAUAUUGUUCGGGGGUUUGAUGGGUGGGUGAAGGGUGUAUCUCUGGGUGGUGGUGGUGGUGGUGGUGGGAGAGCUGGAGGGGAAGGGGGAGGGGUGAAUAAUCGCAAGGGAAGAGCGAGGGAUGAGGAGCGGAUCUUUUCGAGGAGUAGUGUGGGGUGGAUGAGGGUGAGUUAUCACAAUGACUAUAGUACUGCCGAAGUCUGGGGAUGUUGAUUGAUGUGGUGUAUGGGUACAGGCGCAAGAGGGACCUGAUUCGAAUACGCCUUCGCAUGCUCCUACUCCUACGGGGUCUUUUGCGCCGCAGCUUUCUGCUCGGGAGUCGAAUGGGGGGACGCCUGCUGCGGCGGGAUCGUCGAAGGGAGCGGCGGGGAAUAAAAAGCGGAGGGCGAAUGAGAAGGAUGAUCCGGAGGAGGGGAAUGGGAAGGGCGUUAAGAGGGGGAAGAUUUCUUACGCGCGGGAGUGA